AUGAUAACAGCUCUGCUUGUUGCCAUUUUGCUAGUGCUUCUUACAGUGUUAUUCUUAGCUUACCGCAGGUGGGAAUGUUCCUCGUUUGUGAAAACCAUCGACCUGAUUCCCGGUCCCAAGAAAAGGCCUAUUGUGGGAAAUGCCACGUCAUUGCCAAGAGAAAGUGAUGAAAUUAUGCAAACCAUCCAAGGCAAGUGGAUAAAGCAAUUUGGCCGCAUCUACCGAAGUUGGCUUGGAUUCCGUACGUUUGUGCACAUAUCUACUCCACAUUUCGUAGAGAAAAUUUUAACAAGCCAGACAUUUAUCGAAAAAGGUAAAUCCUACAGUAUCCUCACCCCGUGGCUUGGUGAAGGACUCUUGUUGGCAACAGGGGCUAAGUGGAAAAAGAACCGUCGGCUUCUCACUCCGGCAUUUCACUUCCAGAUUCUUGACAACUUCUUUGAUGUCUUCAACAAAAACGCCGAUAUUCUCUGUGAUCAAUUGGCCAAGGCUCAAAGUUCUGAGGGCGUCAAGGAGACGGAUGUCUUUCCAUUUUUGAAAAAAUGCACUCUGGACAUUAUAUGUGAGGCUGCAAUGGGUAUUAAGAUAAACGCACAGCUAGAAGAUACGGAAUAUAUUCGAAAUGUUCACAGGAUUUCGGAGAUUGUUGUCGAGAGAUUCUUUUCCUUCGGUCAUUUUCUUCCGGAUUGGGCAUAUCACUGUACAUCAAAGGGGAGAGAACAUUUCAAAAUAUUGAAACAAAUUCACGGUUUUACUUCGAAGGUGAUUCGGGAACGAAAGGAAGAGAUUGCUCGUGAGGAAGUGCAAAAUAAUGACGCUGAAAAUUCUGAAGAAAUAAAAAAUCGAAGAGCUUUCUUGGACUUGAUGUUGCUUGCUGUUAAGGACGGAGUUGAACUUAGUGAAGUGGAAAUUCGUAACGAAGUUGACACAUUCAUGUUUGAGGGUCAUGAUACGACUGCUUCCGCACUAGUUUGGUUUCUCUAUUGCAUGGGCACAAAUCUAGAACACCAAGAAUUAGUUCGAGAGGAGUUAAACGAUGUGUUUGGAAACUCUGAUCGUUCAUGUACGAUUGAAGAUGCUAACAAAUUGAAAUAUCUUGAAUGUUGUAUCAAAGAAUCACUUCGUCUAUAUCCGGCCGUGCCAAAUAUCACGAGAUAUAUAAGUGAAGACUUUGAGUUGGGAGGAUAUAAAAUUCCAACCGGUGCGUCUCUUUCAGUGCAAAUCUACGCACUUCAUAGAAAUGAGGAUUAUUUUCCCGAUCCUAACAUUUACAAGCCGGAACGUUUCCAAAUGGACGAAAGCAUUGGUAGACAUGCGUUCGCUUUCGUACCUUUCAGCGCCGGACCUAGAAAUUGCAUUGGUCAGAGAUUUGCAAUGUUUGAGGAGAAAGUUUUGGCGUCGGCUUUGCUACGUCGGUUCAAAAUUUCUUACAACCUAGCUAAACAUGGACCAUCCAAAGCCAACGCAGAAUUAGUGUUAAGACUUAAACAUGGCAUGCCACUUAAUCUCGUGUCAUUCUCAUGAUGUAUUACUUGUACAAUAAUGAAGUUACUUGAAACUGAGUGGAUUACAAUUCGAUUAGCAGUUUUUUUUAAAUACAUAAGUGUUGGUUGGAA
Molecule: messenger RNA, 1616 nt
Organism: Daphnia magna
Lineage: Eukaryota; Metazoa; Arthropoda; Branchiopoda; Diplostraca; Daphniidae
Product: cytochrome P450 4C1
Exons: 11
Coding region: 1-1524 (507 amino acids)
Molecular function (GO): iron ion binding; heme binding; monooxygenase activity
Source: RefSeq, a predicted model, not a curated record